Sorghum bicolor (sorghum) is the source of this 1579-nucleotide messenger RNA. Its product is annotated as E3 ubiquitin-protein ligase SINAT3. Gene Ontology annotation, biological process: ubiquitin-dependent protein catabolic process; multicellular organism development. Bases 264 to 1187 code for a protein of 307 amino acids. The record is from RefSeq and is a predicted model, not a curated record. The transcript is spliced from 3 exons. Gene Ontology annotation, molecular function: zinc ion binding; ubiquitin protein ligase activity; protein binding. NCBI's taxonomy places the organism in Eukaryota, Viridiplantae, Streptophyta, Magnoliopsida, Poales, Poaceae. Gene Ontology annotation, cellular component: cytoplasm.
CCAUCAUCCAUCCACCAGCGAAUAAUUAAAAAAAAGAGAGAAGAAAUGGUCCUGCUGCCGCGCUGCCCCGCGCCAGCGCCAUUAUAGCCCGGGGCACCCCCGGAAUCCGCGGCGCGCCCACGCCUUCCGUCCUCUCUCCCGCCACAAAGCGCCGGACCCCCCGCGCCGCCCCAGCCUCCUCCCUCCGCACGUCCGUCCAGCGCACCCCCUCUACCGGAGCCAAGGGAGCGGAGGCGGGCCGGCGGGCGGGCGGCCGGCCGGCCAUGGACGUCGACUGCGUCUCGCUGCCCGACGCCGCCGCGCCCGCGGCCGACAUGGAUGGCGCCGUCGCCGCAGCUGCAGCCGCCCGGCCCUGGCCUAAGGCCGCCGCCAACGGAGGCGUCCACGAGCUGCUCGAGUGCCCCGUCUGCACCAACUCCAUGUUCCCGCCGAUCCACCAGUGCCAAAAUGGACAUACGUUGUGUUCCACAUGCAAGGCUAGAGUACACAACCGUUGCCCUACCUGUAGACAAGAGCUUGGAGAUAUCAGGUGUUUGGCACUGGAGAAAGUUGCGGAGUCGCUUGAGCUUCCCUGCAAGUACUACACUCUGGGGUGCCCAGAAAUCUUCCCAUACUACAGCAAGAUAAAACACGAAGCGCAAUGCAGCUUAAGACCAUACAAUUGCCCCUACGCUGGUUCUGAGUGUGCCGCAGCUGGUGACAUUCCUUAUCUUGUUUCCCAUUUGAGGGAUGAUCACAAAGUUGAUAUGCAUAGUGGCUGCACAUUCAACCACAGAUAUGUCAAAUCGAACCCACGAGAAGUUGAAAACGCCACCUGGAUGCUAACGGUGUUUCACUGCUUCGGGCAGUACUUCUGCCUGCACUUUGAGGCGUUCCAGCUUGGGAUGGCACCUGUAUACAUGGCCUUCCUCCGUUUCAUGGGGGACGAGAACGAGGCGAAGAACUACAGCUACAGCCUUGAGGUUGGUGCCAAUGGGAGGAAGAUGGUCUGGGAGGGCACCCCUAGGAGCGUCCGCGACAGCCACCGGAAGGUGCGGGACAGCCACGACGGCCUCAUCAUCCAGAGGAACAUGGCGCUGUUCUUCUCUGGUGGUGACCGGAAGGAGCUGAAGCUCAGGAUCACUGGUCGCAUCUGGAAAGAGCAGCAGACCCCAGACGGCGCCUGUAUUCCCAAUCUGUGUAGCUAAGCGAUUGCAAAGGAAAUGGCGCUGAAUUGGCUGGAUAUGGUGCAUACAAUCCUGCUGCCAUACCUUGCUAUUCUUCUAAUCGUGAUUGGGGGGCAAAUCUCUCAGUGUUGUGUCUUGGCUAAAAAGGAUAUUAGGAGGAUAGGAUGCUCCUGUAAAUGAAAUUGUGUAUAUGGCAUCCCUUAAUUAUCUCACAGUACAGAUGGGCUGAUCAAGCUCUCUGCUGCCUGACAAAGUUGUGUUUUCAUCGUGAAAGUGCAUUUUUUGCUUUGCAUUUGACAGCAGUCCCACCAGAGGGGUGUUUGGCGCGAAAGUUGUGCAUCUUGUUGUAGAAAGUGGUGCCGAGAAGCAGACAGGCAUUGCAAACAUGAAGAAGGUGUGGUUACUACCUGUUA